AUGGCAGAGAAACCCAGGCUCUACUACUUUAAUGGAAGAGGUCGGAUGGAAUCCAUUCGAUGGCUCCUAGCAGCUGCUGGAGUUGAGUUUGAAGAAGUAAUUUUGGAAACAAGAGAACAAUACUUAAAGUUGCUGGAGGAUGGAUAUCUGCUCUUUGAUCAAGUGCCUUUGGUGGAAAUGGAUGGAAUGAAACUCACCCAAACCCGAGCCAUUCUUAGCUACCUGGCUGCUAAAUACAACCUGUAUGGGAAGGACCUGAAAGAAACAGCACUGAUUAACAUGUAUGUGGAUGGCACCUUGGACCUGAUGAUGUCAAUUGCACUACUUCCUUUCAAACCAUCUGACCAAAAGCAGAAGGAGGCAGAGCUCGUGGUGGAGAAAGCCAAAAGCCGGUACUUCUCUGUCUUUGAAAAGCCUUGA
This is a messenger RNA of Gracilinanus agilis (Agile Gracile Mouse Opossum), 420 nucleotides long. RefSeq names its product glutathione S-transferase A4-like. The transcript is spliced from 5 exons. The record is from RefSeq and is a predicted model, not a curated record. Gene Ontology annotation, biological process: glutathione metabolic process; xenobiotic metabolic process. Gene Ontology annotation, molecular function: glutathione transferase activity. Lineage: Eukaryota; Metazoa; Chordata; Mammalia; Didelphimorphia; Didelphidae. Bases 1 to 420 code for a protein of 139 amino acids.